UUAGAGAUUGACGGGAAAUCUGAACGAGGGUACCCCGUUACUCAGCCGCAGCUCUUGCCCGCUGAUAUCAGCGACGGUCUUUCUCCUCCGGGAAUGAAAGUCUCUUCUCAGUUCUACAGUCUUCAUCGCCGGAGGGGCGCAGACUCCAGUUUAGAUCCACUGCCCAAGAAGAUCCGGAAGGUUCCUUCUGGCCUGCCGUCGUCGGUGUCUUCGGUUUAUCCCGGUUCCACCGGUGAGGACUAUAACCCUGACGGCUCCGGAUACCCCGGAUCCAAAGCUGCAAACCUUUAUCCAGGCUCUUUCUGGCCAGAUGGGCUUCCGGAUCACUGGGGACAGUCUGGUUAUCCUCCGGUCAUGAGUAACUCUCCUCACAUCGCUCAGCCGGCUCCGUUCCCCUCCAUAAACACACAGAAGCGUCAGCCUUUGCCCCUGUCGCCGCAGAACUACCCUCUGCACGGGAGCGAGGUCAACUUACCCACCAGCUUCCACCCGGCCUCGGCUGGAUACGGCGUUCCCAACCACACGCCGCCCCUCAGCGGCUCCGACAGCAUCAUGGUCAGCAGAGCUGGAAACACGGGCAGCUCUGGCGCCGAGAUCGGGAAAGCGCUCGCUUCGAUCUAUCCCUCUGAUAAUAACAGCAGCAGUUACUCUCCGAGUCCCUCCACUCCUGUGGGCUCUCCUUCGAAUGUUGCUGCUUCUGCGUCUCAGUGGCCCAAAGGCUCGUCUCAGCCCGCGUCGUCUCCAGGGUUCGAGCCCGGACUGCAGGCGCUGAGUAAGAUGGAUGACCGUCUGGGUGAAGCGCUGCAAGUGUUGAGUCAUUAUGCGGUGGGUGCAGACAUGCAGAGUUUACUGAGCGCAGCGGGACAUUCGGCCGGAGCAGCGGCCCUGGGCUCCAUCAGUCAGGCCUUCGGGCUCUCCAGCCGUCUGCCAGGACUGAUGUCAAAUCACAGUGAUGAUGCCGCAGGUUUACCACAGUCCAGUGCUCCGCUGCAGGGACACCACGCCCCCCAUCAGGCCCCGCCCACUUCCCAGUCCGACACCUUUACCAGUCUUUCUAUGCCUCACUCCUCUCACUCAUCUAGCUCGGAUAUAAAGCGGGAAGAUAAGGAAGACGAUGAGAACCUGUCUAUUGCAGAUAAAUCAGAGGAUGAGAAGAAAGAUGGGAAAAGCCGCACACGAUCGAGUCAAGAUGAUGAAGAAGAUGACGAGGACUUGCCGAUUGAGGUGAAAGCGGAGCGGGAGAAAGAGCGGCGCGUGGCCAAUAACGCCCGUGAGCGUUUGCGCGUUCGCGACAUCAACGAGGCCUUCAAAGAGUUGGGCCGCAUGUGCCAGCUGCACAUGAACAAUGAGAAACCUCAGACCAAACUGCUCGUCCUUCACCAGGCCGUAAAUGUUAUUCUCAACCUGGAGCAGCAAGUGCGAGGUCACGUGUCGGAGGAGUGUCUGACGCUGGAGGAGAAGGAGCAGCGCGAGCGCGAGCGGCGCAUGGCUAAUAACGCUCGUGAGCGGGUGCGUGUGCGCGACAUUAACGAAGCCUUCAGGGAGCUCGGCCGCAUGGUGCAGCUGCACCUGAAGAGCGACAAGGCUCAGACUAAACUCCUCAUCCUCCAGCAGGCCGUGCAGGUCAUCCUGGGCCUGGAGAGACAGGUGCGAGAGCGUAAUCUGAACCCGAAGGCAGCGUGUCUGAAGAGGAGAGAGGAGGAGAAGGUGUCUGGAGACUGUCUGGGAGGAGACGGACACGGACACAUCUAACGCUCAGAUCCUGUCAUGAGGAAGCUCUCCGUCGACGUGGCCUUAUCUUCCCGUUCUUAGUCCACACACACACACACACACACACAAACACACACACACACACACACACUCAGUAACUCCCCGAGCCGCUCGUUGUGCUCGUGAUCAUGGACCAUCGGUGGAAAGCAGCGUCUGCGGUGUUUGAUGCUGUGCUGUAGAUUUACAGUGUGCUGUUAUAUAGCACACACUCCGCUGCGGGAACAGAUUCCUUCUUUGUUUUUCUAGUUCAUGUACUCCACUUUGACUUUCUUUUGUACCGAUUUGUGUUUAUGAUGUAGAGAGAAAUGUUCAGUUUUGAUACGCAAUGUUCGUGAUUCUGUUCGGGGAUCGCCACUAACGCGUGAAUCCCACAAAACUGCACAUAUUUCACCUCGAACAAACUAAUUAUAUCAAAUUCAUUUUUUAAGCAAAGUGAAGCCUGUUUUAAAUGGAACAUUUUAGAUUUUACAUUUUUAUGACCUAUAUAUAUAUAUAUAUAUAUAUUAGUACACGAAGUAAAAAAUAACAAUCUAAAUGUAGAUUAUACAUAAAUGAGUGUUUAUUGUGUGUCCUUUAUGCUUAUUUAAAAUAAAAUAAUUGAAUUACAGUUGUUUUAUACUGUAUUAUAGAAACAUAUAUGAGGAUAUAAGUAUACACAAAUAUAACUUUUGGACACAUUACGAUAAUGAUCCUUAAAAACAGGCUUUAUUUUCUUCAGAUAAAUAUAUUUUUAUAUUUUAUUAUGUUAUUGUUGAUUUAAUUUUUUUUUUUUUUUUUUUUUUUUUAAGGAAAGUCAAGCCUGUUUUAAAAGACAUUUAGAUUAUUUUUAUUUCGACUUUUUAACACAUUUGCCUCAAAAUUGCAUAAUUAUAAUGCAGAAAAAUAUUAAAUAUUAACUAUUCCUGUUUAUUUUCGUGUCCUUUUUGCUUAUUUGAAUGCAAAUAAUUGUAUUACAGUAUUUUAGCGUAUUGUAUUUAAAAAUAUAUAAGGAUGUAAGAAUAAACACUUGAAUAUAAAACAAUUGGACUCAUUACACAAAUAAAAUAAAAAUAACAAAAAUGUCAUAAUGAUCCUAAAAGUAGGCUUUUUGAUUUUUGUGGUGAAAUAUCUGAUGGUUUUUGUGGGAUUUACCCUGGAUAAUGUUUUCUUUGUAAAGCAACUGGUUUUCUAUCACAGAGAAAAGCUUUCUUUAUGCAGAAUCUGAGCAUUUCAGCCGUGUUUUAACACGCAGCUAUCAAUUUGCUUUGGAUUUGACAUAAACUGGACUCGAAUUUGGUUUCUUCAGAGCAGAUUUUGCUCACGAUACGAAAUCUGAUUCGUACGUAGUUAACAAUCUCAGAUUUAUGAGCGAUUCAUUGCUAAAGUUAUAACUCUAUGAAUUUGCUGCCACUUCUUGUCAAUAUUUCUACACAAAGUAGAGAAAAAUAGAUUGCAACGGUCGACCCCCGAGUUGUUGUUUUUACUUCUUUUACAAAUUUCUAUUAAACGUUUGUUGACUUGUUUUUGUUAUUCUAUAUGUUGAUUUUUUUUUUAAAUGUUAGAUAAAUGGCGAAAACUAGCGCUGGAGUACGCCAGGAACAAAUUGUGUUUCAUAUUUCUGUUGCAAUUUUAUAACCGGAGAUCUUGGGAAUAAUAAUUCGAUGCCAAAAUAUUCCUGGUUGUUUAUGAGGUGAACGAUCACUGUGCAUCAGUGAUUUCAUUCUUGAUCCAAACUGAAAGGAAACACAGUUCCGAGUUUAUCUCUAGAGAUCUUUUUCUUUUCUUCGUUAGUACUAACAUCGUCUUUUACAACUAAAAGAUGGUUAUAUGAAUUAUUCUUAUGUAUUGCAAAAAUGUAAACUCUUAAAGGAGCGAGAGCGUGGCCUUCCUCAUUCUCCGGCGGCGGAGAGUGAUUCUGUUCUAGUGCCUGCAUGUUUUUGUUCAGUUUUAUCCUGGAGUCAAGUCAGGUUUUUAUUCAGACGUCACGUCUCGUGGCUUCGACCUUGAGAAUAUUUUAUAAAUCCACAUGAGGAGGGACGAGAGAAUUCCAGAUGUAUGUUAAAGUGGAUUCCUGUUCCUCCGAGCAAAUAAAGUACUUUCUUUGUAAA
Molecule: messenger RNA, 3857 nt
Organism: Carassius gibelio (silver crucian carp)
Lineage: Eukaryota; Metazoa; Chordata; Actinopteri; Cypriniformes; Cyprinidae
Product: transcription factor E2-alpha
Exons: 17
Coding region: 94-1752 (552 amino acids)
Biological process (GO): regulation of transcription by RNA polymerase II
Cellular component (GO): transcription regulator complex
Molecular function (GO): DNA-binding transcription factor activity, RNA polymerase II-specific; protein dimerization activity; RNA polymerase II cis-regulatory region sequence-specific DNA binding
Source: RefSeq, a predicted model, not a curated record